Ziziphus jujuba (common jujube) is the source of this 1214-nucleotide messenger RNA. RefSeq names its product protein C2-DOMAIN ABA-RELATED 11. The transcript is spliced from 4 exons. Lineage: Eukaryota; Viridiplantae; Streptophyta; Magnoliopsida; Rosales; Rhamnaceae. The record is from RefSeq and is a predicted model, not a curated record. The coding region runs from base 400 to 909 and encodes 169 amino acids.
AAGAAAAAUAAAAAAGACACAGCAUGCGAGGAUGGCAAUUGGCAAAGCCAAGCAGUCAAGAUUCAGAGAUUGGGAGAGUCAACAUGGACCGCACUAAGAAACCCGGUAAUGAUCUGGUCAAACAUUAAAAAUGCUGACCGACAGCUGCCUGUGACAUCCACUUUCUUGACGUGGCAAAAACUCUAGUCAUUAGAAUCCUCGACGACCUGUUAUCGCCGGCGGUUUUUGAAGUGCUCUGCAUCUUCUGCUCACCAAGCCAAACUCUACCACAACCCACAAAAAAAAAAAAAAAAAAAAAAAAGGGAAAAAAAAACUCUGAGAUUCAACAUCAUCAACAAAGCCCUGUAUUUUUAUUGUUUGGUCAUCCUUAGAAAGUUGCCACAACUUUGGAGGCAAACCAUGGGGGAGUCACUGGGGCUGCUUAAAAUUGUAGUUGUGCAAGGGAGAAGACUGGUAAUCCGGGAUUUCAAGAGCAGUGAUCCUUAUGUUGUAGUCAAGUUGGGCAGUCAGACAGCCAAAACCAGGGUUAUCAACAGUUGCCUUGAUCCUGUAUGGAAUGAAGAGCUGAGUUUCUCCCUCAUGGAACCUGUUGGAGUUCUAAAUUUGGAAGUGUUUGAUAAAGACCUUUUAAAGACAGAUGACAAGAUGGGACAUGCUCACCUCAGCCUUCAACCAAUAGUUUCUGCUGCUAGAUUGAGGCAGAUUCUACGGGUUUCUUCUGGGGAGACAGUUCUAAGAAAAGUCAUCCCGGAUACUGAUAAUUGUCUUGUAAGGGAAAGCUCCAUCACUUGUGUUGAUGGUGAGGUGGAGCAGAGUGUUUGGUUGAGGCUUUGUGGAGUUGAGUCUGGUGAGAUAGAGCUGAAAAUCAAACUGGUGGAUCCACCUGUUCCUGUUGCUCCCUCAAGAUAGAUAGAAAAUUCUAGUUGGCUUGUUUGUGUGGACCUUCUAACAAUGAAGAACUGAAAAUCUCUAGUUUUUAGAAACCCCAUGUUUCAACUCCAUUUUCAAAUUCAAGGUGAGCUUCAAUGUAGUUUAGCAAUGACUUUGCAACGAAUCUGGACUUGGUGAACGAGAUGCUGCAAGACUGAGACAACCUAUGUAAUUUGUACAUAAGGUAGUAUGUGGAAUUUCAUGGGUUUGAAAUUGUUGUAAACUCCAAAAGACACACACCUUACAGAUCAACUAUCAUCAACUCUCAGUUUCAGUUUCUUUUU